This is a messenger RNA of Oncorhynchus nerka (sockeye salmon), 825 nucleotides long. Its product is annotated as neurexophilin-1. Gene Ontology annotation, molecular function: signaling receptor binding. Lineage: Eukaryota; Metazoa; Chordata; Actinopteri; Salmoniformes; Salmonidae. The transcript has 2 exons. The record is from RefSeq and is a predicted model, not a curated record. The coding region runs from base 1 to 825 and encodes 274 amino acids.
AUGACACUAACACAAACAGAGGAACGGCGACACAAACAGACUCCUAUCCUCUCCACGCUGGCCCUGGGUCAAGAAGAUGACUCUCCAAGCCCCAAGAGCUCCUCAGCAGACGGGUCGUCCUCUAAGACGGUGGGUCUUCUGGGGAGUCAGACUCCCCUUUCCCCCCUGAGUCGCUGGAUGCUCCAGAGUAAAAGUCGGGCAGCCAAUGCCACCUCCCUGGAGCUGCCCUACCGCUCACCCAUACCCUUCUCCAAGCAGGAGUUCUGGGAGAUGCUGGGUAGUGACCUGAUGAAGCCAGACACCUCCUCUUCCUCCCGCGUCAAACGCCGGCCCAUUGUCAAGACGGGCAAGUUCAAGAAGAUGUUUGGCUGGGGAGACUUUUACUCUAAUAUCAAGACGGUGCGCCUCAACCUGCUGAUUACCGGCAAGAUCGUAGACCAUGGCAACGGAACGUUCAGCGUCUACUUCCGCCACAACUCCACGGGCCAGGGCAACAUCUCAGUCAGCCUGGUGCCGCCGGUCAAGGCGGUGGAGUUUGACCUGGAGCGCCAGAGCGUGGUCUACCCCAAGGACUCUAAGAUCUUCAACUGCCGCGUGGACUAUGAGAAGGUGGACCGCAGCAAGCGCACGUCGCUGUGCAACUACGACCCGUCCAAGACCUGCUUCCAGGAGCAGACACAGAGCCAUGUCUCCUGGAUCUGUUCCAAGCCCUUCAAGGUCAUCUGUAUCUACAUCUCCUUCUACAGUACAGACUACCGCCUGGUCCAGAAGGUCUGCCCGGACUACAACUACCACAACGAGAUGCCCUACCUGCCCUCGGGCUAG